Messenger RNA from Magallana angulata, 4089 nucleotides. RefSeq lists its product as uncharacterized. The record is from RefSeq and is a predicted model, not a curated record. Bases 172 to 3846 code for a protein of 1224 amino acids. Lineage: Eukaryota; Metazoa; Mollusca; Bivalvia; Ostreida; Ostreidae. Gene Ontology annotation, cellular component: membrane. The transcript has 9 exons. Gene Ontology annotation, molecular function: G protein-coupled peptide receptor activity; protein binding; DNA-binding transcription factor activity. Gene Ontology annotation, biological process: neuropeptide signaling pathway; regulation of DNA-templated transcription.
UUCCUUGUAUGCAACCGGAAUUAUCAAUCGCGACUCGACUCGACUACUAGUUACUCCAAAACGCGUCACAACAAAACAUGUUUGCCCCACUUCGGAAAUAUGUCAAGAAAACAAGAUAAAAACCAAUACUACUAAGGUUGACUUUUCGGACAGCAUCACAGGAGAACAACCAUGAAUUACCAGAAAGCGUAUAUGAACCAGAUAUUCUCUAGCUCUCUGAUGGGACAGGUAGCAGAGAUGUGGCGGAACCAGCUUCUGUGUGACGCCAUUAUCAAAACUGGUACCACAGACACCAAGGCCCACAGACUAGUGCUAGUAGCAGCUUGUCCAAUGCUACAGACCAUGGAAAAUGCAGCCAUAGGCUCUCAUUUAGAAGUUCGGCUCUCUGCAGAAAUUAAACCAGAGUCUGUUCAAACUUUCCUGAAAUAUUUAUACGAGGGCUUUAUGAUGCUAACUGGAGACAAUUAUAAAGACGUGGAAAAAAUUGCCAAACUGUUACAAGUGGAGAGUGUUGUGCGAUGUUGUGUAGACUUCAGCAAGUGCCUCAGUGAAAAAACAGGUGUUCCUUGUGAAAAAAGGUUUGGAUUUGGUGAGAACUCGGACUCUGUUUAUGUCAGGUCCUCUGAUCUGCUCAAAGUUCAGGAAACGGUGAAGCGACAUUCAGAGGAAGAGACCGUGAGCCCAGAGGGAGAGAGGAAGCGACAGAAGACCAACAGACCCACCCCUCCCCCACCCUUGCUACUGCCCAUGCAAAAUCCAACAAACAACGAGAGAGUGUCGUCACAUGGCAUUGAUAUGUCAAGGAUUUCUGACACAGACAGAUUAAUGGAAGCUGAAUAUUCACCUCAGGUUAUUCAAAGCUCUAGAUCAUCUACAAGUGAAGCUGAAAUAAUGAAGGACAGUAUAGAAAUUGUGCACAGGGAACCACCUGAUCCUAACAAUAUCAACCAAUCAGAGCCUCCAGUACAACAGACUAUGGGUCUAUCAGUGGCCAGUAAAAUUCCUAGUGAUCGGAAUACACAGAUUGUAAAUAUGUCAAAUGUUCUACCUCAUUCCAGAGUAUCCUCCACAAAAAAUCUUCACAUUCAAGGCUCACCACAUUCCUCUUCCUCUUUACGUAAACCAGAAACGGCACAUUCCAUAGAGUCUGAACCCAGGACGCCCGACACUCACAAAAAUCAAGACAGGCGACAUCUACUAACGGGGGAGACACAUUCCAGACAUCACAUACGACAGAACUCCCACGAGAUGCCUUCACGAAAGCAUGAAUCAUACCCAUCUAACCUACCUUGCAGUGAAAUACUGGGGACUACAGGUCUACAUGACCUGAGCUCUAAGUCCAUAUGCUCCCCCACAGUCUCCUCCCAACCCUCCUCUCCCUACAGACCCCCCAUCCCUCUCUCUCACCGACAACCCAAUGCAGCCCAGAUGCAGAAAUCUUUCCUCCAGCCAAUGUUUAGAACAGGGAUGCCAUAUGACGGCCGCUCGUUUGCUGGUGUUCCAAUGGGUUCUCUGUCGCAUCUAGCUGGUCUGCUGCCUACAUCAAUGGCCCCACCUCUACCAAUGUCGUACAAUGCUGAGGACUCCAUCAAGGACCACGGUAGUGGUCCGUCUGUACCCAGCUCUCCUUGUACUCCAAGUGGUCCUGAUAUGUCCAUCAUCAAAACAGAGGAGCUGCGGGAGAGCGAGGAGCUCCACAUCGACAUUCCGGAGGAAAGCUCUGCCUCUGGAGCAACGUCACCACACAACAACACGGAGGAAGAGCCCCCUGGUGACGACAGCAGUAAUCAGGGAAGUGACGGGGGGUCGCUGUGGCAGGACAACUCUGUUAAAGAUGAAGAUGAAUCAUAUGGCAUAGUUGACCUCUGUGGAGUGGAAAUGGCCGAGUUCAAAUGUCGUUACUGUAUCUCCCAAUUCUCAGACCAUCUCGCCAUUAUGGCACACUUCUCUUCUGUUCACAAUCACGAUUUCUCUGAAAUAUGUCCACAGUGCUACAAGGGAUUCAAGUCGAGUAAAGGUUAUCGUAAUCAUUGCAAAAUGCAGCACACGGAUGCAACAGACUGUCCGUCUUGUGACAUUUGUGGCAAGCGCUUUCCUGCUGUGACCCAUGCUGUACACGAUGUUUAUCAUCUGUGGGAGUUCAUUCGAGACCUUUUACAUGACCCUAAGUACUGCCCUCGGAUAAUUCGCUGGGAGAACGCAGACGAUGGGGUGUUUCGAGUUGUCGACUCAGCAGAGGUUGCGAGUCUCUGGGGGAAAACUAAGAAAUCAACCAAAAUGACUUAUGAAUAUAUGAGUCGCUCUCUCAGGUACUGUAGAACUUUGGGCUACUUUGCUGAUCUCCCCAAAAAUGCAGGCUACCCAAAGAAGCUGUGCUUCAAAUUUGGCCCCAAGGCUCAUGGGUGGCAUCCAAGAACGGAUCACAAAGAGCAGGACUCGGAACCGCCAGCGCCACCUAGCUGGAUCACCAUGAAAACCUCACAGAAGGACGACGAACCAAUGAACCUUGUGACACGAAAACCGACCAAUCAGAGCGAGUCUGUGCACAGUUCCCAUGAGAAUGUCUCGUCACUUAACGUGAGCGAACACUCGAGAAUCGUAGGAGAACAUUUUUUGGCAGCUGCAGCAUCAAUUGAGAAAAGACAAAAACAACAGCAGACUUCUUCAGACGAUUCAGACUGCAGUUAUGGAGUUUCCAUGUAUGGGAUAUAUGGGCCCUUGACCCUCAGUGACUUUAACUACAGCCUGGUCAAGGAUUUCUGGUGGAACAUCGUGUUUUGUGUACUCUGUUUGGUCUUCGGUAUCGUUGGGAACUCUGUUGUGAUCCUAGUGUACCACACGAAGUUAAAGUCGAAAAUCGAAGAGAGAUUCUUCAUUCCGAUCCUGGCUUUUCUCGAUCUCCUUGCCUGCAUUAUGGUGUCCGCAGUGAUGUUGGCCAAGUCUUUCUACCCCGCCAAGUUUCGCGAUCAAUCUGCCUGUAAAAUAUUGACUUACUUCGGAUUCUCCACGUCUUCCAUGGCGCUCUUUAUGUUGGCCGUUAUAGCGUUUCACCGAUUCCAGAAGAUCGUCCGACCAUUCGGGUACCAGCUGAGCCUCCGGGCUAAACAAUAUACUAUACUUGUGGUUGGAUUCAUAUCAUAUGUACUGUUCUCACCUGUGUUUUACGUGUAUGGGAUAAAAGAAAUCUCAGACCUUAACACAAAUAUGACUUAUUAUACAUGCUCUGCCCCAAGCAAAGGUAUCUCCAAGCGAGCCAUGUUUGUGUUUCAGGGGCUCCUAAUUUGCAUUUAUUUAAUAUCAAUUAUCUCCAUGGCCAUCAUGUAUUUCUUCGUAGCCAGAACUUUACGGGUGAGAAUAAAAGCCUCACGUAAAAGGAAAGAGAUCCAUAGCUCACAGACACUUCACAGCGCCGUGAUUGUACGAAUGGACGCCAAGAACAAUGGCGCCGACGCCAUGUCUAAAGAACAGCAGAUAGAACAGCUGAUUAAGACGCCCGCUAUUACAGACACUUACGAUACGCUACAACUCAGGCGCAAGAGCUGCCACAAGCGGAAAGGCCAUUUUUCUUUGUACAGAUACUCCUAUAUAUUUAUGAUUAUAACAAUCAAAGCCAUAUUGUCGUACGUAGUGCCGUGGAUUCUGGUGAUAGUGAAGUCAAACGACAAAACUCCGUGGACAGAGCUGAACAAUCAACUGUUGAUUCUUCGGUAUCUCUACAUACUCAGCCAUAUCACGAACCCAGUAAUAUACGGACUGCUGGACAAAACGUUCCGCAAGCACCUCCGCACGGGGCUGUGCGAGUUCCGCGGCCAACAGUACGUCAUGAACGGCAGUGGUAGUAACUGAGACGUUCACGUUGGCGUAGAAAGUAAUUGACGUUCUCAUGGGGUGUAUAGUGCAAGGAAGUAGUAACCUAUAUAGAAAAGAUAGAGUGCAAUCAAAAGAGGAAUGACCGAAGAACAAUAGGAUGCAUCUGUCAUCUAUAUUAUGGGGUGAUAUCAUCUACUGAGAGAGUGGCCUCUGACUCAGAGAGAGAGAGAGAGAGAGAGAGAGAGAGAGAGAGAGAGAGAGAGAGAGCAAAUAACAUUU